AUGAAGAUAGAGACGACUAGUUUAGUGUCAUUCAGUCCAGUAGGCUCGCUGGCCGCGCUGGGAACAAAAGCAAAGAUAUUGAACAGUGAUUUUUCAUCAAACUCGGUUCUUCAGAUAAGAAGCACAGACACAGAAGAGAUUUUAUUCAGCAAGACAGUGCCCACGCGAUUCAACAGGCUCGAGUGGGGGAUGUAUGGAGACAGGAUAUUCGUAGCUGGAGGAUUGGAUGCAGGAAAUGUAACGCUGUGGGAUGCAACAUCCCUCCUGGAAGGAAACAAAGAAGAGCCAAAGGAGCUCAUUUUCAAGAACCACGUAAAAACAGACGACGACAUACUCGGGAUAGACUUUGCAGGAGGCAUGCCUGUUCUGACCACAGGGUCGUAUUCAGGUAAAAUAAUGUUGUGGAACCUAAGAACCCUUGACAAGCCUCUCUCUCCAGGAAUAACGACAAAGUUUGAAGGAAUAAGCUGUCUGCAGUGGAAUAAAAACAUGCCGCAAAUAAUGGCCGUGGGAACAAUAGACGGAAUGGUGAGCAUUUUGGAUCUCAGAGGGAAAAGCGAAGUGACGAGAAUUGCAGACCCGUACUUCUCAAAAUCAGAGAUAACCUCGCUGCAGUGGGACCCAAACCCAAGCAGCGCGCAGCUGGCAGUGUCAUCCAGCGCCCAAAACUCCGUUAUCCUGUACGACCUGAGAAUAUCCAGAGGCACGCCCAGACUCGAAGGACACACAGAAGGGAUCCUCAACUGCAAGUGGUCGAGACACGACCCCUCACUGAUUGUUACGUGUGGAAGAGACAGCUCAGUGAUAGCAUGGGAUGCAAAUACGUACAAAAAAAGAGGAGUGAUCGUGCACGACUCUACUUUUGACUUUGCGUUUAGCCCUGAGAACCCUGAUAUGAUAGCGUACUCCUCUUACAAUGGGCGCGUAGUCUUUGACACGCUCACUUCCCUUAACGCAAGAUCGCCUUUCCUUGACAAAGUGCCUAAGUGGCAGAAGCAGGGCCCUGGGAUGUGCUUUACCAGCCACGGGCUCUUUGUCUCCGAGGGAAAAGGCCCGAGGCUGAGAAAGUGGAUUGAAAACGUGGAUAAAACAUCGUACGAGUGGAAGAUACUUGAUGCAUACGAGAAAGAGCACCCGAGACGGGAAAUACUGAAAAUACUCAACUCAUCAGAGGAGAAGAGCCCGAUUCUGGAGCACACAGAGGAGGUGCAGGAGACAGAAAUUAAAAUAGAUGAAAGCGACCCAAUAACAGAGAAGCUUAUCCGGGGAGACUUUUCCUCCGCUUUUUCGCUCGCUCUGAAGGAGAACGCGCACCUCGCAGCCCUCAUUGCGCUGUGCGACGGAGAAAGCGUCCUGAAAAGAGAAAAGAACAGAAUACUCAGCGCGCCAGGGGCAUCAUCCAGCUUUUUGCUUGUGAUGUCUAUUUUAUCUGGAGACUACAGCGGGCUUAUUAAGAAUAAUGUGGACUGGACAGUGAUUGUGAAAAUACUCGGCAGCCACUGCACAGAUGAAGAGUUCAUCCCGAAGGUAAAGGCAGUUGCAGAGUGUCUGGAAAAGAGCAGCCCUGAAACAGCAAAGAUCUGCUAUCUGAUCUCGAAAGACGUGCAAAAGUACCAGGAGAUCGAAGAGAAAAAGGCAGAAAAAGCAAAGACAGUCUUUGAAUCGGUUAAAUUUAUCAACAAUUUUGAAAAAGUCUUCUCGAUUCUUGAAAGAGCAACCUCAGUGAUGAACGCAAAGAUAUCCCUGGACAAGCACGCAGUGGAGUAUUUAAAGCACCUUGUGAAGAAGGGAGAAAAAGAAAGAGUCCUCACAUUCAUAAAGUCUCUUGACCAAAAGUCAGCAGAAGAAGUUGCAGCAGAGCUGGGCCUUCCAAGCCACCAGGCACAGAAGAAGCAGGAUAUGCAGCCCCACCAGCAAAUGAACAAAAUGAGCAUGGGAAUGAAUAUGUUCCCGCCGCACACAAAUCAGCAGAAGCCCAGCAGUGCAAUGCCGUUUAACAGCAUGAAUAGCAGUGCAGCGAGUGGAAUGGGAAAUAACCCAGCUAACCGCGGCAUUUAUUCGCCCGGAGUGUUCCAGACCCCCCAGCAGCCAGCCUCCUACAGACAGACAAUGCCUGGAAUGCCCCCCCGGGGAAACCAAAGCGAAUUGCACAGCAAAUCAUUCUACACGCAGAAUGCCAGCCCAAGCCCUGUGUCUACAGCAGCAACGCCAAGCAUAGGAGGGAGAGUAGGCCCCAAGAUAUCAUUUGCUAAAACCCCGGUAUCUGAGAAUCCACUGAACAAAGUGCAAACUCCAAGCAGUGCAAUGGGAUACAGCGCCCCGAAUGUCUACACGCCCCAGGGAAUGCCAAGUGCAAUGCCCUUCCAAAACAGCAGCAUACCCCCGCAGAAACCAAUGGGAGUAAGCACACCCAGAAUGCCAAGUAUGCCAGCCAUGAAUAAAUCGGCUAUGCCCAGUAUGUCUGGUACCAUGAGUAGUGGUGCUAUGCCAAGUAUGCCAACCAUGAAUAGCAAUGCAAUGCCCAGUAUGCCUAGCAGUAUGAGCAGUGGAUCAAUGAACAAACCAUUUAUGCCAACUAUGCCCAGUAUGAAUAGCAAUAUGAACAGUGGAACAAUGAACAAACCAUUUAUGCCAACUAUGCCAACUAUGCCCAGCAAUAUGAGCAGUGGAGCAAUGAACAGUAAUGCUAUGCCUGGUGGUAGUAUGCCUAUGCGCACUUCAUCUGGGCUUAUGUCUGGACAGGGGACAGGAAAUAGUACACCCUUCCCUACAUCAGCACACGGCAGUAGAUUCGGUACGCCCUUCCCAGGAGGAAACACCCAGGGGAUGAUGGAGCACGGGGGCACCCCAGGAAUGCGAGCGUCUGGCGCUCCCAUGCACGGGGCUUUUGGGGGACACGGCAUGGCCCAGCCUGGCAGGCCUGCAGAGAUUGUAGUCACGCCUGAAAUGGAGGAAACAUACAACGGAAUAUCAAAGCUGAUUGAUAGCCUAACAGGAAUAAUCAAUAACAAAAAGGGCGCACUGAAGGGAUGGCUUCUGAAAUCAAUCGAGCCCAAGAUAGCUGUACUUAACAAACACCUGCACGAGAAAAAAUGGACACCUGAUUUCCUGGACAGAAUGCACAUCUUUUUGGACAAAGUCGCAGAGCUUGGAAUUGACAAAGUGCCCGCAGCACAUGUCUCGCCAGAGCAGCUGGAUGCUCUAAGAAAAGAGGGCGACUCGAUUUGUGCCACGCGUCCAGUUGGCACAGACAUUGAGAUAUGGAUGCCAGCUAUUUACAGUCUUCUGAAGGUUGCCUUGCACUGA
Molecule: messenger RNA, 3306 nt
Organism: Nematocida minor
Lineage: Eukaryota; Fungi; Microsporidia
Product: protein transport protein SEC31
Exons: 1
Coding region: 1-3306 (1101 amino acids)
Biological process (GO): COPII-coated vesicle cargo loading; endoplasmic reticulum to Golgi vesicle-mediated transport; endoplasmic reticulum organization
Cellular component (GO): COPII vesicle coat; endoplasmic reticulum exit site
Molecular function (GO): structural molecule activity; protein binding
Source: RefSeq, a predicted model, not a curated record